GAUUACCAUGGACAUCAAUUCGUAGACGGGCAAGGGGAAAGCUUUCGUGCUGUCGCUUGCUUUGCUCCGUAUGCCAAAGUUCCCCGCCAGAAGGUGACGAAGGAUGCCCGCGACGGAACUAUCUUUGAAGACGCUACCUACAAGCAGUUUUUGGACGGUUUGGCAGUCCCAAAGGCAUUCGAGGCUCCGCCAGAUCCAGUUUCGGAGCUGCAACCUUCGAGCAAGAAGGACACCCCAUUGUUAAAUUACAUGAAGACCAGGGCUGCUGAGAGAAGAGCUCGUCAAGAGAAGCGUGAAAGAGAGCGCAAGCGAUGGCACGACCGACUUGGUCGAAUAGACGAGAAGCCCCGAUGGCGGUGUGCGGAGUGCGGCACCGUGAAGCACUUAGAAGAAGACCCAGAUUCGAGAGGAACCUUCUACUGCACCUACUGCUGGGAGAUUUGGGAAGCUCAGGAGUACAAGCAAAAGAAGAAAAAAAAGAAGUCAAAGAAGGCCGAGGAAUAUGCAGAAGCAGAGGAAGAAGAGGAGGAUUGGUACGAGGAGCCAAGCAGCAAAAAGAAAAAGAAGAAGAAGAAGCAUGAAGCGUAUGAAGAAGAAUGGCACGACCAUGCCAGUGGCUGGCACAGUUCGGAGCAAGGAGAUGACUGGGCCUGGUACGAAUCAGAAGCCUCCCAGGAGCCCAAGAAAAAGAAGAAGAAAAAGAAAUCGAAGGACGAGGAUGAGUAUGGUGCUUGCCACUGGCACGAAGAGGACUACUGGGGCGAGCAGGAGGGCAAAACAAAACCUAAGAGGUCAAAAGCCAAAGAGUCCGAAGAGUGGUGGGAAGAGUCGUCCAAGCCCAAGGAAACUUCUUCCAAGCGCAGGUCUCAAGGCAAGUGGAGAGAAAAGGAAGAACAGAAGGAGCCCGAGAAGUCUCGGCGAAG
Symbiodinium necroappetens is the source of this 923-nucleotide messenger RNA. The record is from the annotation of a GenBank genome assembly. Lineage: Eukaryota; Dinophyceae; Suessiales; Symbiodiniaceae.